Molecule: messenger RNA, 961 nt
Organism: Quercus lobata
Lineage: Eukaryota; Viridiplantae; Streptophyta; Magnoliopsida; Fagales; Fagaceae
Exons: 1
Coding region: 139-579 (146 amino acids)
Source: RefSeq, a predicted model, not a curated record
UCUCGCACGGACACACACACACUCAUAUAUAAUAUUUAUGCAAACCAUAAGCGAAAGCAAAGAAAGUUGAACAGACUAAAAUAAAGGCCAGGAAGUUCAAGAAUUUCUGCUCUCAAUAUCUAUCAGAUUUGCACGCAAAUGGGUUGGUCUGAAUCACAACAAGGUUGCAAGAAGCACCCAGGUGAGAAGCAACUACCUGGGGUUUGUCCCUCUUGUCUAAGAGAAAGGUUGUCACAAAUUCAAGGUCAUUCAAUAAACAAGAAAACAUAUGGUGGUGUUGCUGAUUCUUAUUCUUCAUCACCAUCUGUUGCUUCUUCUUCGACCUUUGUGUCUCCAGUUUAUCGUCGACAUCAUCGUAGGCUUUCGGAAAGGACUGGGUCUAUUUCUUUUACGGUGAGUGUUAGUCAAGGCUUGAAGAAGAGCAAAUCAGUAGCUUUUGUUACGAGGAAUCGAGCAGAGGAGGUUGCGGGUAGUUUGAAGAAGAAAGGAGGGUUUUGGACGAAGCUGCUUAAGUCCACAGGGAAGAGGACCAAAGAGGCUUUCAUGCAGCCAAGAAUUGGAAGCCAAAGGUUGGAGUAAUAGUGGGAGGGAUUGUUCUAAUUAUAACAAAUGCUUUACGAAAAUAAAUUUGUAUAUAGUUUGUUUUUUUGGGUUUUGGUUUCGCUGUCUUUUAAUGGAAGACUACUCUUUUUUUUUUUUCCUCUUUCUUAAACAUGUUAGAUUUUUGUAGAGAUAGUUCAAACUUUUCAGAUAAUUGCUUUUUUAUAGUCAAACCAAUGCAUUGGUUUUCGGUAUAGAUGUUUGGUUUAAGAGGGGGAUUCAACCCUGUAUCUAUUAAUUGUGUUAAUUGAAACUCAAAUAUGCUGGUUAAUUAGGCCCAUAUCAAAGCUGAAUUUGAUCAAAUUUCUGGUUUGCACUAGGCCUGUAACAAGUGGAAUUAAGAGAUGCUUCUCUCUCUCUA